This is a messenger RNA of Iphiclides podalirius (scarce swallowtail), 345 nucleotides long. The record is from the annotation of a GenBank genome assembly. Lineage: Eukaryota; Metazoa; Arthropoda; Insecta; Lepidoptera; Papilionidae.
AUGGCACUGAACAUGAAAUUCAUUUUCCUGUUUGCCGCCUUGAUUGCAGCGAACCUCAUUUUUGCUCAAGAAUCAUCUGAUACCGAUACCAAACAAAACCCACCGGCCGACAAUGAAAAUGGACGAGAACAUGACCACGACCGAUCCAGAACUUUCUUUACUCGGUUCGUUAGCUGUAACUCCACGGCUCAGGCAGGUCGUACAUGCGCCAACUGCCGUCAAACCCUCCUCUGCCUGUCCAACAACAUCGGAAUUCUGAAAACAUGCCACGGCUUACUUCGUUACUGCAACCAAGGGCGCUGCUCAUUCAUCGGAGGCUCCGCUUGCAACGGCACCUCGUCUGGU